AUGCUUUCAGACCCCACUGCAACUCAACGCUACACAAAGGCUCCUAUUGCGAACUUCUACUUCACGGCUGUGGAUGGCCUGUUCAGAUGUCGGUGCGGAGCGAUACCCCGUCAAACAUCUCGAACCGGUUACAGUACUCUGAUGCAGCACGUGCGGAGCCAACACCCCGAUUUUGCCGACGUUAUGAGUGUGGUAGAUGACGGCCGGGGAACGCUGCAGAUGGGUCUUAGCGACGUCCUUGGAGGGCAGAAACGAUUUCUGGUGCGGCGCACGACGAAGAGGUGGACGGUUGAUGAAGCUCGGUAG
Molecule: messenger RNA, 306 nt
Organism: Phytophthora nicotianae INRA-310
Lineage: Eukaryota; Oomycota; Peronosporomycetes; Peronosporales; Peronosporaceae
Exons: 4
Coding region: 1-306 (101 amino acids)
Source: RefSeq, a predicted model, not a curated record